AUGUCAAAUAAUAAUAAUAUUGAGAGACAUAAAAGAAUACUAAAUAUUGUUUCACAUUUGGGUUUAAACAAGAAAAAAAGCACCAUUCCAGCAUUCGAAAAGAAAAGAUUAUCUUAAUCGAGAAUCGUAUUUUACAAACCAGAAUAAUGUUAAGAAGAGGAAGAUCAAUUAAUCGUCAAGGCCAAAGAAUUAUUAUCUAAGCCAGUUAAAAGAAAGCUAAUCAGAUCAGAAUCAUAAUUGGUGCAAAUGAUCUCUGAUAAAUAUGAUAUGCUCAAAGAUGAUACAGAAGAAAACAGUGCCUAUCAUCAUAUCUAGCUUAGCCUAGUGAAAUUGUAGGAACAAGAAAUACUGGGUCAAUUCCAUGAGGUUAAACACAACCUAAGGAUGUCCAAGACCUCUUAUCCUGAUCCUAUUACAGUCCCAUAACAAAAAGUGUAAGUAUAAAACAUGUUCGAAAAAAAAUGCAGUCAACACACCAUCGCAUCACCUCAAGAAAACACAAUCAGAUAAAAAAUCAACGAUUUCUUAUACAAAACAAGAGAAUCCUUCAAAGAUUUCUAAGCAGACGUUUCACAUUAUAAAAAUCUCAAAUAGCAUCAUCGAUUAUAUAAAUAGAGAACUGCCACAUAUUUCUAAUAAUGA
Messenger RNA from Paramecium octaurelia, 642 nucleotides. The record is from the annotation of a GenBank genome assembly. NCBI's taxonomy places the organism in Eukaryota, Ciliophora, Oligohymenophorea, Peniculida, Parameciidae.